This is a messenger RNA of Ectocarpus siliculosus, 4005 nucleotides long. The record is from the annotation of a GenBank genome assembly. Lineage: Eukaryota; Phaeophyceae; Ectocarpales; Ectocarpaceae.
AUGGGGAAGGGGCCACUUCAGAAUCAGCAGGCUUUCCUCCAGACGGCGAUGCCUGCCGCCCCAGCGGCUUGCCCUGCGUCUACCUCUCCUUCUCGGCAAGGGGGCAGCGGCGGUGGCGGGCGAGGUGGAGGUGGAGGGUCCACCGCGACCCAGAUGGUCAACCAAAACUUCGAGCUCAAACGCCGGCAGCAGGAGCUGGAGAGCAUGGUUCAGAGCUCCGAGGCAGCGACUAGCCAGCUGCAGGAACGGAAUAGCCAGCUGCAGGAGCAGAACCGUCAGCUGCGGGAACAGAACACCAGGGCGCGAGCCGAGCUGGAGGAGUCAAACGCACGGGCAGACAGAGCUAGCGCGGAGGCAGAAGGAUUGCGUGGCGAGGCAAAAUCCAAGAGCACGGAGAUAGCGGGCCUGCGUCGCGACGCCAAGAUGGCGAGCACGGAGACGGCGAGCUUACGGCACGAUGCCAAGACUGCCAGCGCGGAGAUCGCGAGCCUGAAGCGCAAGGCCGAGACCGCGAAGGCGGAGUCAGCGAGCUUGCGGCGUGAGGCGACGACCGCAGUCGAAGAGGCCGCUAGCGCCCUCGCGCAGACCCGCGCCGAGGCCGAGGCGGCCACGGCGAGAGCCGAAGCGGCCGAGAAGCUCGGCGUGCAGCAGAGGGAGGCCGUCGCCCAAGCCGAAGAUGCCGCUCGCAAGGCAACCAAAGCCCUCAAGGCAGAGGCCGCCAAGGCUGCCAAGGCUGCUGCGGCCGCCAAGAGCGAAAACUCACUCCGCCGGCGGUCGGACGUGCUGUCCCUUGCGGCGAGCCUAGAGGCCCUCGCUGCAGGGGGCUCUGCCGCUCGGACGACGGACACCUCUUCCCAGCCGACCACGGGAAAGAAGAGGGGCCGGGGAAGCGCAACACCGGGAAUCGGACCCCGAACAACCGCCGUGGAGCCAACGGACGAGGCUACGGCGCCGGCUGGAGCACAAUGCCGCCGCGGAGGCGGCACGACCGGCGGCGUCGGAGGCUAUGUGGAGCUGCCGGAGCUGACUAAAGGGUUCUGCGGGUUCCUGGCGGCCUACACGGCGCAAGGCCUGCCUCUGGACGCGCUGGUCGGGCUCAUACAGACCACCCCUUCCGCGGGCGGGCGAGGAGGGGUGGAUAACAGCGACGGAGUCGAGAGGGGCGAUAUGCCGCCGCCCCCGCGCGUUACGGCCACCGAGAGGGCGAAGAAAAAAUCGCGAGAGGCAACGGCUGUGAAGCUGGGAAAACCCACCGCCUUGGUCUUGCCUCCCCCUGCUGCCGCGACCGCCACCCCUGCUCCUGCCCCCGAUGGGGAUUCACUAUCCGCCGCCCCUGCCGAUGCUGCAGCCGCUAUGACGACCCCUCCCGAGUCGGUGGUGCCUACCGCACGACCUACCACCACCCGCAGAGAGAUGCUUAACGCUCGGCGUGCGGAGAAGGAGAGGGAAGCCAGGGAGAAGGAACGCAUCCAGGAAGAGAAGGAGAGAGAGAGGGCGGAGCGCCAACGCGAGGCUAGGAAGAAGCGCAAGCAGGAGGCCGCUCUUCAGAAGGCCGCCGAAGCCGCUGCCCGUCAGCAGGCCGACGAGGCAGAACUCCCGAACGCAGCGUCGGUACAUGCAGUGGCGGCAGCGGCGGCGACGACAGACCUUGACGAGGUGGGGGGAGCUGUCGUCGAAGAGGUACCCAUGCCCGCGGGAGACAUUGACGACGGAUUUUUCUGCGCCGAUGUAGGCGGUGUGGGCGGCAGCAACUCGGUCGGGCUUAUCGUAGGCGGUGGCGGCGGCAGUGGCGGCGGCGACGGGUAUGGCAUGGUCGGGGCUUGGUCGCACCAGGCGGACGGCUCGAUCGCGGCGGUUGGAAGCGGCAGCGGCGCGGCGUUGGACUCCGGUCCCGGCGAGAAAAAAAAGAGGGGCAAGGGCAGGUCGCGCAAGCCUGAAGCCGUCGUGGAGCCGUUGAACAUGGGGGCACGGAGCGUCGAGGGCGGGGAGAGUGGCGACGAGGGGAGUGGCAAGGAAUCGAAGAAGAAAAAGAGGAGGCGAUCGAUGAGGCUGGUGAAGGCCCCGGUCAAAUUCGGUGACGAAGAACCCGGAGCCGGCGGUCCCCUGAGCCCGGAGCCAAAGCUAGACCAGAGCAAGGGCCUAGCACCAAAGCUGGAACCAACACUUGCGGGCACCGCUGCGAGCGGGCAAGGCUCGGAAAGUUCCGGCCGGGAUUCAUGUUCCGUCGACAACGCUUCCGUUUCUCAUGUCCCUUUCUCGGAGGGUGGUACCGCGGCUGCUGCGAAAGUGGCAACCUCCGCGGCUAUCAUUCCGGCGGCUGCUUCUCAGGCCACGAGCGAUUUCUUGGUCGCCGCCGCCGCCGCCGCCGCUGAAGGGGCUGCCACCACGUCGCCGACGGAUAGCAUCUCCGCCACCGCCACGGCGGCUAAAAUGGCCGUAGACGACUUGUUCGACACCGCCGUUCUGCAGCUCUCGGCAGCUACGCCGCCGUCGCAACAGGCAGCGGCGACGAAGACGGCCGUAAGCGGCGGCGGCAGGGAGAAGGCCAGAGGGGGCUGCGCAGGGGAAGGGGUACCAACAGGGGGGGAACGAGCUUCCAAGGCGAAACCGAAUGCUAGGGAGGCAGAGGUAGCGGUGACUGAGGCGGUGGUGGCGGAGCGUUUGCUGCCGUAUGGGGCUGAGGUAACGGACGGUGUUACCGCGAAAGACAUCUUUGAGGCGGCCUCCUCGAGGUCUUGGCUCGGUGACGGGGGCGGGGCGGACGGGGGCCCGCGGGGUGCGCUGACGGGAGUGCUAGCAACGGCGCGCGUCUUGAUGCAGAAGGCGUCGGGGCCGGGGAGAGCAUCUUCGUUGCAAUCGGCGGUGCCGCCCGAAGCGAUGCGGCAGUUCGAAUCCUUCCUGACGGCGAUAGUAGCGACGGAGGCGUGUGCCAUGAAGCACGAGCUUCGGGCAGGAACGGAAGCGGGGGAAACGGUGCCGCCCUCAGCGGGGGCGGGGGUGGCGGCGGCGGCGGCGGCGGCGGCGGCGAAGGCAGCCGGGGGAAAGAAGAAGAAGGGGGUGCGCUUCUGCGCUUUCGAUCUGUCGACCGUCGACAUGCCCACGGACGCCAUCGAGGAUUCCGACGCGGCAGCCAAGGAAGUCGCGCAGUGUCUGGCACGCGUGGUCGCCUCGUCAAAGCUCCUCCAGGAGGGCAUGCCGAAGCGCGCGAGCGGCGCCGGUGGGGCCGGGAAAGCGGCAGCGGUUGCGGACGGCGGGAUCGGCGGCGGGCUAGCGUCUGUCGUGAAGGCGUUCAUGCGCGGGCUAAAAACGGUCGCGGGCGUCGCCGAGCCUGACUCGUGCCCCCUGGUCGCCAGCGCAAGAGGCGCGUGUCGCGAGCUCGGGACCGAGAUCUCGACGGAGGUUGUCAAGCGGGCUGCGGCGCUGCUGCUAGAGUCGUUCGAGGCCCUGGAGGGAGGAGCCGAGGUCGCCGCUACCAGGUGUCCGCUCAGGCAGAGGCUGGCCAUCAUGCUGUCGGCCCUCAUCCGGUUCAACCUGAGGACCCUGCUAAACCCCCCGCCUCACAAGUCCCUCUCGAGCCUCCACAUCGCUGACAGCACCGAUAAGCCCCGCAAGGUGCACGAGGUGAUUCUGCUGGUGUCGGAGGAGAGCAAGCCCGCCAGCAAGAAGGAUGCCUUCGACCCCACGAGGGACGGAGCCGCGUCCGCCGUCCUGUCGAGAGCCCUCCGACGGCUGUACGAGUUUUCUGACGCGGUGGAGGUGAUGUCUAGAGCGGAGGCAUUCGUGGCCGACAUGAAGGGCAAGAACCGCGAUCUCUACGGCGACGAGGAGAAGGCUUCUCGGGCACGGCUGCAUUCGCAAAGCACCGUGGACAUCGUUGCAGCUAUACGUGCGAGGAACUUCGUGCUGGAGCUGCUUGAGUUUCCGGGGGUGGAGCUGGCCGUGUCGCAAGCGCGGGGAUGGGGCGAGUUGGAGAGGCUGUCGACGGAGCUGCGGAAGGCGGAUUGA